This is a messenger RNA of Dichomitus squalens LYAD-421 SS1, 777 nucleotides long. Its product is annotated as YebC-like protein. Gene Ontology annotation, cellular component: mitochondrion. The record is from RefSeq and is a predicted model, not a curated record. The transcript has 6 exons. NCBI's taxonomy places the organism in Eukaryota, Fungi, Basidiomycota, Agaricomycetes, Polyporales, Polyporaceae. The coding region runs from base 1 to 777 and encodes 258 amino acids.
AUGCUACAACACGCGGUGACCUGUCGCACACAGUGGUCGAAGAUCAAACAGAAGAAAGGUAUCAAUGACAUCCAGAAGGGAGCGGUGUACAGCAGAGCAUACAAGGUACCCCGCCUGCUCACGAGUGUCAUUCGCGUAGAUGGUGGAAGCCCCGAUCCUGAACAAAAUAACUCUCUUGCAGCUGCUUUGAGGCGAGCUAAAGAUGCGGGCGUGCCCAAAGAUAACAUUGAGAAUGCCCUCAAGAAAGCUGCUGGCGGGAAGGACAAGGGCGACACGCACCUCACCUUCGAGGUCAUGGGGCCGGGUUCUGUGGGUAUUAUUGUAGAAUGCUUGUCGGAUAACCCCAACCGCACCAUCAAGUUCGUGAAUAGCAUCCUCAAAGACAAUGGUGGUCGUAUGGCGGAUGUGAAGUAUUUGUUCAAGCGAGAAGGGCGCGUCAAGGUUUCCCUCGACGCCGGAGACGACAUUGAGGCUCGGCUCGAAAAGCUUGUAGAAGUCGCAUUGGACGCUGACGCCGAAGACUUUGAGACGGAGGACCAGGAGGACGGGAGCCGAUAUGUCGAGUUCAAGUGCCCGCAGCCAUCCUUGCACAAGCUCACGUCCGUGCUCAGCGCACCAGGCGUAGCUCGCGAGUUGCUGAAUAGCGAGCUCGUUUACGCACCUGUGGAGCCGCUAGAGGAGCUUGAUGACGAGACCGGGGAGGGCCUCGACAAACUUAUACAAGCCAUAGAGAACGCUGAUGACACACUCAAGGUGUGGACAACAGCAGACGCUUAG